Messenger RNA from Dermacentor albipictus, 2723 nucleotides. Lineage: Eukaryota; Metazoa; Arthropoda; Arachnida; Ixodida; Ixodidae. The record is from RefSeq and is a predicted model, not a curated record.
UGCUGUAUAUUUUAUGUCUCCCACAUUACUGGGGGGCUUUAAAUGGCACGCGCGACACGGGAGAUAAAUUUCUUUGCAGCAGAAGCUUGAUGUGGGCGAGUUGGUUUAACAUACUUGAAGAAAGAACGGUGCUACAAAGACGCAGACUAAACGAAGAACAUGUACGAGUUGGAAGUUAGCGCCUGUCCGUCGUACAUGUUCUUCUUUUAAUCCACGUCUUUGUAACGCUGUUUUUUCUUCAAGAUAAAUUUCUUUGAAACGUGCGAUGCUAUGAGAAAAUGGUAGGAGACGUAAUGGCAAUGUCGAUGCCUGUAUGUCCUUGCGCACGUGCUGUGCGCGUGCGCGUGCGUGCAGUCCUCUUGACAUAGUGCACCGCACGCAAAUUCUGCAACUUGCCCGCGACCACGUGGUUUGCGCGUCGAUCCUCAUCCUAGCCUCCGCCACAUCGCCGGUUAUGGGGGACAUUGGACGGCAGCGCUCCGAUUCCCUGGCUCCGAUCGACGAAAUGCUGUGGCAGCUUCCUGGAUUCAUCGCCGACGCCCAUCGCCGUGCAGCAAAUAUGACUGAUCAUCGCCUCGUGGAAAACGGCCUCUGCGCACCAUCGAUGAGCACAGUGACGUCACUCCAUCGUGAUACGUCACGGAGCCUGCCAGCUAUAAAUCUGCUACCGAGACCUACGAUCAUCAGUGGACACGGCAGCCCUGCCGUGACGAUGUCACCUGAAGUGCCUUUGUAUGUGCAGGUUAGUGCAAAAAGAUACGGUUUUCGUGGUGAUUACCUUUGUCUAGUUGUGCUGCCGUGUCCACAAGUGCUGCUUGAUUGUGUCUGCGACUGCUUUUCAAUGGCAUGCAUACUACUUAAGCUAUCAGGGGAUGUAGAGGAAAACCCGGGGCCUAUUUCUCAAGCCACCCUAAAUGAAAUUCUACAAACCCAAAAAGAUAUUUUGGCCAAAGUUACUCAAAUUCAAGAAAAACAAACUUCGUCUGAGGCAGGUAUAGUGAAAAUGCAAACAAGACUCGAUUCCAUCGAAGCAAAACUCGUGGUCCUAGAGAAAUCCCAAAUAAGGCUAUCAAACAUUGAGUCUACUAUGAGUGAUUGUCAGGCGGAAAUUGAUGCACUAGCUAAACAAGUCGAUGGCUUGGAAAAUCAAUCCCGGCGUAGCAACCUGAUUGUAAGGGGUAUACUGGAAGAAGCGAAUGAAAACGAAGAAACAUUGCUGAAAAAAGUAAAUGACGACGUUUUUGAGGCAAAACUCGGAGAGAAGUUAAGUACCAUUGAGAGAAUACACCGUCUUGGUAAGGUGAAUCCGGGUAAUCAUCGUCCAGUUAUCCUUAGGAUUGGUGAUUUUAGGGAAAAAACCAAGAUUAUGAAUAAUUGCUACAAGCUUAAAGGAGGGAAAAUAAGCAUUUCAGAGGACUAUUCUAAAAGAGUGCAUGAUAUUCGGAAAAAACUCUGGAAUACCACUGUUGACGAAAGGAAAAACGGGGCCAAGGUAAAGAUGGUAUUCGAUAAGAUGAAGGUGAACAAAAUCCUUUACGCCUGGGAUGAAACUACGAAACAAAGGUACAAAUGCCAUACCCCUUCUGGGAGUGGCAAUUGACGCAGGAACAUAGGGUCAAAACCGUUCAAAGUUAUAAAUGUGAACGCCAGAAGUAUAUUAAAUAAACUUGUCGAAUUAGAAAGCCUAAUCAUAGAACAUGAACCUCACCUAAUAGUAGUCACCGAAACUUGGCUGCACAAGGAUGUACUCGACACUGAAGUCACCCCUCCGAACUAUAAAAUAGUAAGAAGGGAUCGAGAAGACAGAGGGGGGGGAGUUGCGAUAAUUAUCAAAGACAACAUAGCAUUUUCUGUACUUCCAGAUGUGAAUGGCGUAGAAGCACUAUGGGUCAAGAUAAAAUUAGAUACACAAACAGUCUUCAUUGGGGGUGUUUACAGGGCUCCAAAUGCUCCGUUGGACGUCCUGGUAAAUCUACGAACAUUUAUGGACACUUACCUGCCUCAGGAUAGUAGGAAAUUGUUACUUGGGGAUUUCAACCUACCCGGCAUUGACUGGUGUUCGCAAUUGCCUGGAACACGAGAAGUGCCUAGUUGUGAGCAGUUACUUGAACUGGCUUUUUGUCAUAAUUUAGUUCAAGUUGUGUCUGGUUACACAAGGAUAUGUCCUACAACAUCAUCCAUACUUGAUUUAAUUUUUGUUUCCGAACGAAUACACAGUUCUGUCUGCGAAUGUGAAACACUGGAGGGCUUGUCAGAUCACAGGAUGGUUUUGUUGUCAUUAAACGCAUCACCAGAUGUCAUAAGUACUUCGUCCAAAAAAAGUUUCUUUAAUUUUCAUGACGCUGAUGACGCUGCUGUGAUAGACUGUCUUGAUUAUUCAUAUUCAGAGUUUAUGCAGCUGUAUGACUUAGGUGCUAGCACGGACCAACUAUGGGAAUUCUUUUCGCAAUUAGCAGAACGGUGCCUUAAUCACUUUAUUCCUAAGAAAACUAAGCGCACGAAUAAAAAGAAUCCCUGGAUAACCAGAGAUAUACUUCAUCUCAAACGAAGACUUAAACGCAAACGUAAGGCUUACUCACCCAACCCAAACCCCCAAAAUAAACUAUGUAUUCGCCGCAUGAGUCAGGAUUUAAAGAGACUUCUUAAGGAAUCAAAAGACAGAUUCUAUAAUGUGACGCUCACAAAAUUUCUUCGCGAGUCACCUGGCAAAUUCUGGCGCUAUA